Molecule: messenger RNA, 390 nt
Organism: Lycium ferocissimum
Lineage: Eukaryota; Viridiplantae; Streptophyta; Magnoliopsida; Solanales; Solanaceae
Exons: 1
Coding region: 1-390 (129 amino acids)
Molecular function (GO): S-adenosylmethionine-dependent methyltransferase activity
Source: RefSeq, a predicted model, not a curated record
AUGGUAGAGUUCAAGACAGGGGACCUUGGCGAUGUCUUGCCUAACUACGAGAACAUCGAUUUCUCUCUUGUUGAUUGCAAGACUAAAAAUUACGAUACGUUGAUUGAAAAACUCAAUGUAAAUCCAGAAAGAUCAGUUGUUGUUGCAAACAAUGUAGAAGGGAGAAAAGUAGUAAGAGGAAAAUUGAAAAAUGUAGUGCAAAAUGAGGUUAAAGUAAGGUCAUGUAAUCAUCCUAUAGGUAAAGGAUUAGAGGUUACUAUGAUUGAAAAAAGCAGAUUAGGAAGUCAUAAUCAUCAAAAAGUAGAGAAAAAGAAAGGUAAUGUGAAAUUGAGUAAGAAAAGCAAAUGGGUAUCUAAGGUUGAUGAAAAAUGUGGUGAAGAACACAUAUAA